This is a messenger RNA of Anguilla rostrata (American eel), 2721 nucleotides long. RefSeq names its product DNA-damage-inducible transcript 3 (gene ddit3). Gene Ontology annotation, biological process: positive regulation of intrinsic apoptotic signaling pathway; intrinsic apoptotic signaling pathway in response to endoplasmic reticulum stress; ER overload response. The coding region runs from base 280 to 1131 and encodes 283 amino acids. NCBI's taxonomy places the organism in Eukaryota, Metazoa, Chordata, Actinopteri, Anguilliformes, Anguillidae. The record is from RefSeq and is a predicted model, not a curated record. The transcript has 4 exons. Gene Ontology annotation, molecular function: transcription factor binding; protein heterodimerization activity; DNA-binding transcription activator activity, RNA polymerase II-specific. Gene Ontology annotation, cellular component: CHOP-ATF3 complex; CHOP-ATF4 complex; CHOP-C/EBP complex.
GACUUAACUAUAUAUAAAGAUCGCCGGGAGUUUCCAAAAAUUCACAUUCAGUGACUUAUACUGAACAAUGGUUAACAUGAGCUAUCACCAAUCUCAACAAAAACAUAUUCAUACUCCAACCCCUAGACAAACGAGAAAGCGAAAUAAUAAAAGAAAAAGGAUUUGUUGGGACAAACUAUCACCGACAGCACACCGUCAGACUUGAUUAACAGGUGAUUUAAGAAGGUCCAGAGCGUUCCUGUGUGGAAGCUGACCUGCGCGUGGCGACUGAGUGGUGAGAUGACUGCGGAGUGGCUGCACCUGCCCCCCCCGUACCCCCCCGGCGUGGGGCCGCUGUGCGGGGCCGAGCUCGAGGCGUGGUACGAGGACCUGCAGGACAUCCUGGGCUCCGACGGGGGCGGGGUCAAGGCCGCACGAGCCCCGCCCUGCCCUGAGAAGGAGCCGGAGUUCCUGGAUGUUCUGGAGAGCUGCUCGCUGACCUGGCUGACGGACGGGCAGGGGUGGGCGGGCGAGGGGGUGCAGCGGGUGGUGGAGGAGGGGCCUCCCCCUCCGGCGUCCAGUCACGGCCCCGCCCCGGCCAGGGAGGCGGGGACAGGGGGCGGGGCAGGAGGAGGAGGGGGCGGCGACCUGCUGCCUCCUGAGUUCUUUGAGCUCCUGAGCGAUGGAGGGGUGGGGCUGAUGGAGGGAGGGGGCGGCGGGGUGGAGGGCUGCAGCGUGUACCCCCAUCACCACCGACCCCCCUCCCCCACGCCCAGCGAGGAGGAGCCCCCCUCAGUCCCCGACUCCUCCUCCUGCUCCUCCUCCUCCUCCGCCUCGCAGUCCCCGACCCUGCACCGCUCCCCGCCCCCCUCCCCGCUCUCCCCGCACCCGGUCCUCACCUACAGGCUGGGCAAGCGCAAGAGGGGCGGGGACAAAGGGGGCGGCCCCACCCCCUCCCCCAGCUCGGCCCCCCCCUGCGGCCCCUCCUCGGCGAAGAAGAGCAGGAAAGAGCGGGAGCAGGAGAACGAGAGGAGGGUGCAGGAGCUGACGGAGCAGAACGAGAGACUGAAGGCGGAGAUAGAGAGGCUGGCGGAGGAGGUGCAGCGAACGCGGCGCUCUCUCAUAGAGAGACUGGUCAACACCCGAAAGUGAGGGGGGGGGCCUGGGGGGGAGGGACUGGUCAACACCCGAAAGUGAGGGGGACGGGGGGAGGGGGGGUGCGGGAGGGGGGCUGAGGUGUUCCGUUUCAUGUCAGCAAAUGAGAUCCUUUACGUGCGAUUUUCAGUCGGUGAAAUUAAUUUAAUUUAAUUUCCUGAAUUUACUGAAUUAAAAAAAGCCAUGACCCCAAACCCUGGGAGGGAGGAAGGUAGGGAUCGUCUCGGUUGAGACCGCAGGAAAGAAAGAACGAUCGGGCAGAGGGAAGAAAGCAAAGAAGCGAAAGUAGCCGGAAGGGUGAACAUCCGGGAUUCAGGGAAAAAUGCAGGAAACGGGAGGACAGAAAGGAAGUAUGAAGCAGAGAGCUUUAAUGGUGAGCAGCUGACAUGGGGAGCCAAUGGGAGAGCAGGCACUGCAUCAGAGCAGCCAAUGGCGAGAGAGACAGACCAGGCACUGCGUCAGAGCAGCCAAUGACGAGAGAGACAGACCAGGCACUGCGUCAGAGCAGCCAAUGGUGAGAGAGACAGACCAGGCACUGCGUCAGAGCAGCCAAUGGCGAGAGAGACAGACCAGGCACUGCGUCAGAGCAGCCAAUGGUGAGAGAGACAGACCAGGCACUGCGUCAGAGCAGCCAAUGGUGAGAGAGACAGAGAUGAGGUACUGUGUCACAGCAGCCAAUGGCGAGAGAGACAGAUGAGGUACUGUGUCACAGCAGCCAAUGGCGAGAGAGACAGAUGAGGUACUGUGUCACAGUAGCCAAUGAUGAGAGAGACAGAUGAGGUACUGCAUUAGAUAUGUCGUAAGGAAAGCUGGUGUGUUUUCCAGUAAGAUGGUGUUCGUGCCCUCAGUGUUUUUUACUGAGAAAGAAAGAGUGCAGAAUUCAUGAAGAAUUUCAGUUUGCUCUGGAGCUACGUAGCUGAGCUCUGUAGUUCUAGAAAGAGAGACGGGUAAAAGAGAAGAGAUGGGGUUUUUUUUUUUUUUACAGGAACUAGGAAAGGGGAGAGAGGGGGUAGUCAAAAAUCUGUGGUGCCUCACUGCCAAACCCAGCCCUCCCUUUCCCUCCCCCCCCAGCUCCCCCAAAAAACAACCUCGAAUCAUCAACCUUAAUUAAAACUUCAGGUCUUUCUACGUGGUUAUUUUUUUAACAGAAUUUUCCCCUCAGCCUGACGGUGACUGACAGGUCUGGACCCGUGUGUGUGUGUGUGUGUGUGCGCGCGUUGUGGAGACUGAACCGUGGUCUCGACCCGGCCUUUAUAUGCACAGAGAGGGGGCUAGGCGCGUUGUCGGCAAACUAUUUUUCUGUAUCCUGAAUUAGAGCAGCAGUAGUCUUUUACUAUACACCGCCCUGCUAUCUACAUAUUUUUUUAUCGCCUUUGUAAUAUACGCGGUUAUAUACUAUCCUGUAUCAAUUUUGUUACAGUUUUCAAACAUGUACUUUAUAAUGUAAGAACCUGCAUGCUAAUUUACUGUUAUGAUGAAUGUGGUUAGUUCUCUGGAAUAUCACCCAUUAAGUAAUGUUUUUAGUACUGCAUUUACUCUCUUGUACUGUAUCACUGAUUUUACUAUUAAAGUUAAAAUUUAACUCUC